Messenger RNA from Selaginella moellendorffii, 919 nucleotides. Its product is annotated as PHD finger protein ING1. The record is from RefSeq and is a predicted model, not a curated record. The transcript has 7 exons. Gene Ontology annotation, cellular component: nucleus. The coding region runs from base 194 to 835 and encodes 213 amino acids. Lineage: Eukaryota; Viridiplantae; Streptophyta; Lycopodiopsida; Selaginellales; Selaginellaceae.
CCCAGGGGUUAGGGUUAGGGCAAAGUUCACUGUGGGCAAUACAAGGCAUAGAUCCUGGGGCUCGAUCGGUCGAUCAGGCAAGAAAUUCGAGCUUGUAAGCGUUGAUCUGGUGGCGGUGCGUUGGUCCGAGCUUGCUAGAUGUGGUUUGAGGCGGAUUUUUUCUUUUGUAGCCUUGAGGAUCACUGUAGAGGUCAUGACCGGCAUUUCCUUCCUCGAAGAUUUUAUAGGAAGCACAGCAUCGCUACCAGCGGAGCUCCAACAAAACUAUUCGCUUAUUCGGCAGCUCGAUGAGCAACAAAAUGAGCUUCAAAGACAAAUGCAUGGAUGCUGUGCUCACGGCCUGGAAGAUGUCAAGCAAGUUUUAAAAGCUGGAGGAGCCGCCGCGGAAGCUGUGGCGAACAAAUACGCAAGCAGCAUUGCCUCGGUGCACAAGACCUGUGUGGAUGUCGCAAACGAGAAAGUAGCACUCGCUCUUUCAACGUAUGACAUGGUCGACAAUUACAUCCAGCGGCUUGACAAGUAUCUCAAAAAGUACAAGGAAGACUGUGAGCAAGCAAAGGAUUUGCAAGGAGGAGACGAACAACAAGCGGAUGUUGGAGCUACAGGGGAGGACGAUCGACAAAAUCCCAGCACAGAUCUCGACAUACCUGUCGAUCCAAACGAGCCAACGUAUUGCCUCUGUAACCAAGUCUCAUACGGAGAGAUGAUCGCUUGCGACAACCCGGACUGUAAAAUCGAGUGGUUUCACUUUGAGUGCGCAGGAGUUCGCGAGCGGCCUAAAGGCAAGUGGUACUGCCCGGACUGCUCGCAAAUGAAGCGCCGCCGAGCAAGAUAGAUCACAGUCUGGAGGCUGUUUUCUAUAUUUUACAGCGCCACGAUUUGAUCAAUCAAAAGAUUGCACAACAAAAUCUUGACUUCA